AUGACCUAUGCCCAAUGUUAUGAGAAGUUAUUGUCUAAUUCAGCUAUUGCACCUAUCCCGAGAAGAGGACCCCAGAAUCCACCUUACCCCCUUGGUAUAACCUUGAGGAAGCCUGAUGUGACCACUAAUCCUCUGCCAGAUCAUGGCAAUGGAGAUGCUAAUGCCGUUGAGGAUUCUGGUGAGUUUAGAAGGACAAUUGCAAAGGUAAUUAUGCCUUUGAGUUUGGUGCUGGAUGCUUUGGAAAAUGAGGGACUUAUUAAAAGAGAGAAGCUAGACUUGACAUUGAAAUAUGAUGGCUAUGAUGAGUUGAAGACUUGCGAAUUUCACAAAGGCAUUCAAGGACAUUCUCUGGAGAGUUGUUUUCAAUUUCAAGCAAGGGUGCAAGAUUUGAUUGAUAGCAAGAAAGUAGUAUUUGGGGUAAAGUCAAGGUGCUCAAGUGCAGUUAAUGUUAUUGGGGAUGAAUUCUAUAAGAGACCAAGGCCUGGUGGGCGGGCAAAGCCAAUUGUCUUGUUGUACUUUCUAGAGGAUCAAUCGAUUGUAAAACGUCCCCUUCCUUCAAAGCCUGCUUAUGUGAGUGAUAAGGUUGUUCCGUGGGUAUACGAGAAAAGUGAUCUUGGGGUUGCUGUGGAUAAUAUCUCAGGAGUGAGUAGGAUAACCCGAACCGGACGAGUUUACUCUCGGGAGGAGUCAGGUGACCCAGUGUCAGGAGCGGAAGCUGAAAGGAAAACGAAGGGAAAGGAUGUUGUAGGAGCGGAAGAGAAUUUGAAAGAUUUGAAGAAAGAUCAGAUUGAGUUUCUAAAGAUUAUCCGUCAAAGUGAAUAUAUGAUUGUAGAUCAGCUGAAAAAGACCCCGGCAAAGAUAUCUAUCUUGGAAUUAAUCAUGAGUUCGGAGCCACACCGUAAAGUGUCGUUAAGAAUGUUGAAUCAAGCCUAUGUGCCAGAAAAGAUACCGAUAGAAUCUUUUGAUGGGAUCGUUGGAAAUGUGCUCGCAACUCACUUGUUAUCAUUCACUGAAGAAGAGAUUCCAGAUGAAGGGAUGGGUUAUAACAAGGCGUUGCAUAUUUCUACCAUGUGUAGGGGUUUUGAAGUGACGAGUAUUUUGAUCAACAAUGGAUCGUCGUUGAAUAUCCUGCCAAAGGAUACUUUUGAUAGGUUGCCAAUUGAUAGAUCAUAUUUGAAGCAAGUACUAGUGGUGGCUAAAGCCUUUGAUGGAACCAGGAAGGAGAUAAUGGAGGAGAUUGAGGUCCCACUAAAGAUUGCAAAUGUGACCUUCAAUGUGCCUUUUAUGGUGAUGGAUAUAUCACCUACUUACAGUUGCUUGUUAGGGAGACCGUGGAUCCAUACUGCUGGUGCGGUACCAUCAUCUUUACAUCAGAAUCUCAAAUUUACUCACGGAGGAAGAGUUUACAUUGUUAAGGGCUAG
Messenger RNA from Tripterygium wilfordii, 1422 nucleotides. RefSeq lists its product as uncharacterized. Lineage: Eukaryota; Viridiplantae; Streptophyta; Magnoliopsida; Celastrales; Celastraceae. The coding region runs from base 1 to 1422 and encodes 473 amino acids. The transcript is spliced from 3 exons. The record is from RefSeq and is a predicted model, not a curated record.